Molecule: messenger RNA, 3979 nt
Organism: Salmo salar (Atlantic salmon)
Lineage: Eukaryota; Metazoa; Chordata; Actinopteri; Salmoniformes; Salmonidae
Molecular function (GO): zinc ion binding
Source: RefSeq, a predicted model, not a curated record
AGCUGCAUAUAUAUGACCAUUAAAAAAGCCUCAAACCAUACAAAGGAACUGCUCAUUUGCAUAUUCGGUGUGUUUAGUAACAAUAUACGAUAGAAGGAGAAUAAUAGCCACAUAUCACUAGAUGUGUGGAAACUUUCAAAAAAAUCUUAAAUGUCGCUGACUCACCUAAAAAAGUAGCAUUUUGCGUCUAGCUAAUGUGUGUAUGUGUAUAUUUUUUCCCCCCAUUUGUUUCCCCAGAGGAUUUUACGUCAUCUUUAAACGGUUCCAUAACGACAGACACUGUGAAACGGGAAGCAAGUACAGGGUGAGGAUUUUAUAAUAAAUAGACACAGAGCCAGAGCAACGUCUGGACAAGAGAAACAAAACAACAUCAAUGCAGACACGGGAAUGAAACUGAGGAAGUGACAGAUGUAUGGCAGGCAAUCAAUGGCGUGAUGGAGUCCAGGUGAGUCCGAUGAAGCGCUGGCGCGCACAACGUUGGUGACAGGUGCGCGUUAUGAUGAGCAGCCUGGCGACCUUGAGGCAGACCUCCAUGGAACAGACCUGACAAAACUAAUGAACCAUGUGACCACACCCACAGUGGGUCAGGAUUUCAAGAGAAAUGAAACUCUCUUUUUUUUUUUUACACUAUAUGUGUGCGUUCUCUUCAGUCAGUGUAGUACCCACCUCAGUUCUGUAUUUUACGCUCUAGGCUAGUUACCGCACACAACUUGGUUAGCUGUAGAUCAGACACAAUGUCGAGUAAAAUGUCAGCCUCUAUCUUAUUGGAACAGGACCUCUUCAACUGUCCCAUCUGUCUAGACCUGCUGAAAGAUCCGGUGACUAUGCCUUGUGGACACAGUCACUGUAUGGGCUGUAUCCAGGGCUUAUGGGAGCAGGAGGACCAGAUGGGAGGUCAGAUCUGCCCCCAGUGCAAAGAAAGUCUUACACAACCUUGGCCCACUCUGAACCGAAAUACUAUUCUGGCUGAAAUGGUGGCGAAACUGAAGAAGACAGAACUCCAAGCUGCUCCUCUUACGGAAGAUGUGGUUGCGUGUGACUUCUGCACUAGAGAAGCGAACCAAGCUGUCAAGUCCUGCUUGGUGUGUCUGGCCUCUUACUGUGAGACUCACCUAAAGCCCCACUAUGAAAACCCUGCCUUUGGAAGGCACACACUGUUGGAUGCCACACGACGAUUACAGGAACGGGUUUGCUCAACUCAUCACAAACUGCUGGAGGUUUACUGCAGAACCGACAAACUGUGUGUGUGUGUGAGUUGUGCACUGUACGAUCACAAAGGCCAUGUCACCGUCCCUGCAUCAGCUGAAAGAAUGGAGAAGCAGAAAGAGACAGAAGCCACAGGAGGAUCAUGUCGACAGAAAGUCAAGGAAAAGGAAGAGGAGGUAGAGCACCUGAGGGGAGCGUUGAUGUUGUUUAAGCGCUCUGCAAGGGAAGCUAUUCUGGACAGCACCAGGACCCUCUCAGAGCUGAAAGUAUACCUGGAGCGGAGGGGCAACGAGGUGAAGGAGCUGAUCAGGGCUCAGGAGAAGGUGGAGGUGAACCGGGCGGAGGCCCAACUGCAGCGUCUGGAGCAGGAGAUUAUUGCGCUGAAGAAGAGAGACUCUGAGCUGAAGAAACUCACACUGACCCAAGAUGACGCAUACUUCCUUCAGCAUUACCAAGACCCCAGUAGCUCUCCUGUAUCUGAAGACCUGCCGAGCGUCAACAUUGACCCGCUGUGUGAUUUUGGGACAGUGAAGAGAGCUUAUACUCAUUUCAAGGAGCAGUUGGAAUGCUUCUGUGAUGGAGGAAUGAAGAGGAUAUUGAACACAGUAAAAGCCAUCCAUAUGCUUCAGUCACCAAAGCCCAGCCAAUCUCCAAAGACAAUUGGUCAAGCCAAUGGGAGCCCCCCAGCCUUCAAGCCCGCCCUGGUAAUGGGGGAACCUACAGUAACCUGCAACACUCCCCUUUCCCUCUGUACAAAGUCCUCUAUCUUGAAGUACUCUUCCAUGAGCAAACCUCCAACUGGCACAGCGAUCCUAUUCACCAAAAAAGGGCCAUCAAAUGACACUCAACCUGCUGCUAGAGUAGAGGCCAUCCUCACCAAACCCUUGUCCACCACUGACAACCUUCUCUUGACCAAAUCGGCAUCUAAUAUGAACAUCAAUCCCCUGCUUACUAAAUCCUUAUCUAACACUGAAGGGUUCACCAAACCUGCAUCUGGAGCUGGUAUAGCAGUCCUUAACACCGAACCUGCUCCUACAACAAGCAGCAGCAUUUUCUAUUGUCCUGUCGGUGUUUGUGGUAAGCCUGCUGUUGACAUGGAUUACUUUUGUAAGGCAGCAUUAAACACUGACAGCGGUCCUUUCACCAAACUUGUAUCUGACAACAAUAGUAGGGAAAAGCAUAGCACAGGUUUCUCCUUUGGCAAGCCUAAAUGUAACGCAGGCUCAUCCCUCUUUGGCAAGCCUGAAUCUAACACAGGUUCACCCCUCUUUGGCAAGCCUGAAUCUAACACAGGUUCACCCUUCUUUGGCAAGCCUGAAUCUAACACAGGUUCACCCUUCUUUGGCAAGCCUGAAUCUAACACAGGUUCAGCCCUCUUUGGCAAGCCUGAAUCUAACACAGGUUCAGCCCUCUUUGGCAAGCCUGAAUCUAACACAGGUUCAGCCCUCUUUGGCAAGCCUGAAUCUAACACAGGUUCACCCCUCUUUGGCAAGCCUGAAUCUAACACAGGUUCACCCCUCUUUGGCAAGCCUGAAUCUAACACAGGUUCACCCCUCUUUGGCAAGCCUGAAUCUAGCACAGGUUUAUCCCUCUUUGGCAAGCCUGAAUCUAACACAGGUUUAUCCCUCUUUGGCAAGCCUGAAUCUAACACAGGAUUCUCAUUUGGCAAGCCUGAAUCUAGCACAGGUUUAUCCCUCUUUGGCAAGCCUGAAUCUAACACAGGAUUCUCAUUUGGCAAGCCGAAAUCUAGCACAGGUUUAUCCCUCUUUGGCAAGCCGGAAUCUAGCACAGGUUUAUCCCUCUUUGGCAAGCCUGAAUCUAGCACAGGUUCGUCCCUCUUUGGCAAGCCUGAAUCUAGCACAGGAUUCAGCCCUCUUUGGCAAGCCGGAAUCUAGCACAGGUUUAUCCCUCUUUGGCAAGCCUGAAUCUAACACAGGUUUAUCCCUCUUUGGCAAGCCGGAAUCUAGCACAGGUUUAUCCCUCUUUGGCAGGCCUGAAUCUAGCACAGGUUUAUCCCUCUUUGGCAAGCCUGAAUCUAGCACAGGUUUAUCCCUCUUUGGCAAGCCGGAAUCUAGCACAGGUUUGUCCCUCUUUGGCAAGCCGGAAUCUAGCACAGGAUUCUCAUUUGGCAAGCCGGAAUCUAGCACAGGUUUAUCCCUCUUUGGCAAGCCUGAAUCUAGCACAGGUUUAUCCCUCUUUGGCAAGCCGGAAUCUAGCACAGGUUUGUCCCUCUUUGGCAAGCCUGAAUCUAGCACAGGAUUCUCAUUUGGCAAGCCGGAAUCUAGCACAGGUUCACCCCUCUUUGGCAAGCCUGAAUGUAAAACAGGAUCCUCCUUUGGCAAGCCUGCAGACCAGCCUGGUGUCGUGGAGAUUUAUAUUUUAGAAAACUAAACCAAGCCUUCUCCUAUCAAUGAAGAAAGGCUGUUAUCAGGGUUACACAUCAUGGGAUUACACUAUAAAUUGUAAAUAAAUAAUAAUACAAUGAGUUUGCCCAUGUUAAUAUACACGUGUACUUUGAUUUGUUAUGCAGUACCAAUACUGUGAUGGAUUUAAUGUUCUCUGUACUGAAUGAAAUGGAUUUCUUCCACUGAUUUUAAAAACGGUAAUAUACCCAUGAUAAUUUACCAAUUUUCUGCCAGAUGGCAUUCAAACAACAGUCUCAUCUCACUCUUAUGUAGUCCCUCAAUUCAUGUGGUCUGUUUUGAAAAAUAUGUAUUCUGACCUCAAUGGGACAAUCUGGUUAAAUAAAAUAAACACAAAUGUGACAACUUGA